Messenger RNA from Tripterygium wilfordii, 1229 nucleotides. RefSeq lists its product as uncharacterized. The record is from RefSeq and is a predicted model, not a curated record. Bases 166 to 1011 code for a protein of 281 amino acids. The transcript is spliced from 12 exons. Lineage: Eukaryota; Viridiplantae; Streptophyta; Magnoliopsida; Celastrales; Celastraceae.
ACGAGAAAGGUCGACUCAAAAUGGGAAAAAGGCCACGGUGAAAACUCUUCCUCCUACCAGCGAACUCGUCUCCGAAGGAAGAAUCACUGCAGUCAAGGAUAUUAUCGUUGUAGAACAAUUCGUCGUUGAUUCAUUGUAGAGCUGUAAUCCUCUGCAUCAUUCGCCAUGGCCGCACCAUUUUUCUCCACUCCGUUUCAACCGUACGUGUAUCAGAGUCCACAUGAGGCUGUAAUACCUUUCCAGAUUUUAGGUGGUGAAGCUCAGGUGGUUCAGAUUAUGUUGAAGCCAGAAGAAAAGGUUGUUGCAAAGCCUGGUUCCAUGUGUUUCAUGUCUGGAACCAUCGAGAUGGAAAAUGUGUACGCACCUGAAAAUGUAGGCGGUAUGUGGCAGUGGCUUUUCGGCAAGACCAUGACUAGCAUAGUUCUGCAAAAUCCUGGUCCAAGUGAUGGGUUUGUUGGGAUUGCUGCGCCAUCCGUUGCUAGAAUUCUUCCGAUUGAUUUGGCGGUGUUUGGUGGAGAGCUUUUAUGCCAGCCAGAUGCAUUCCUUUGUUCCAUCAAUGAUGUAAAAGUUAGCAACACGGUUGAUCAGAGGGCACGUAACAUUGUCACUGGUGUUGAGGGAUUUCUUAGACAGAAACUAUCUGGCCAGGGACUUGCAUUUAUUGUUGCGGGUGGAUCUGUUGUACAGAAAAAUCUUGAGGUGGGUGAGGUAUUCGCCGUUGAUGUCUCCUGCCUUGUUGCCCUUACAGCUUCAGUCAAUGUCCAAAUCAAAUACAAUGGUCCCCUGAGAAGGGCAGUCUUUGGAGGCGACAACCUAGUGAUAGCUGUUCUAACUGGACCGGGCAUUGUCUUCAUUCAGAGUUUACCUUUUAAUCGACUUUCUCAACGGGUUGCUAGGGCAGUCACAACACCCAACAUGAGGGAAAACCCCAAGUUUUUCGUUCAGAUAGCCAUCUUCUUUUUCCUGGCCUAUGUCGUGAUUGUAUCUUCAUUAAUCUUAACAGAUGUAUGAAGUUCCGUGCGGGCUUUUCGUUCUUUUAGAUGAUCAGUAUAAUAUCUGUAUUAGCUCAAUUAAAUUUUCAUAUAGUCAGAUGUCACUCAGAUCAAUACCGAAGGAUUUAAAUGGUUUGCUUUUGUUUUUUUGAUGCUACAACUCACCUGGAGCAAGUGUUGAUGAUAUUACAGUUACAUUUGUUUAAGAGGUUGUUAAACUGACUUUUGUUUUACCUA